This is a messenger RNA of Aureobasidium melanogenum CBS 110374, 5922 nucleotides long. RefSeq lists its product as uncharacterized. Gene Ontology annotation, cellular component: nuclear body. Gene Ontology annotation, molecular function: transcription termination site sequence-specific DNA binding; helicase activity. Gene Ontology annotation, biological process: termination of RNA polymerase II transcription. The transcript is spliced from 2 exons. Lineage: Eukaryota; Fungi; Ascomycota; Dothideomycetes; Dothideales; Saccotheciaceae. The record is from RefSeq and is a predicted model, not a curated record. The coding region runs from base 1 to 5922 and encodes 1973 amino acids.
AUGGCCGACGUCGUGGCAGAGAUAGAAGAUCUCAAAGCCCUCCCCAGUAGUCAGCACUGGUUCUGCCCGCGCACAUCCGAUGAUGAUGCCUCCGUGUACUUCGACGAAGACAAUCUCAACCCAGUACCCCAGGAAACAGAGACACAAAAGAAGGCCAGACAUAUAAAGGUUGAAGAGGCGCGGCAGUUGAAGAAGAAAGUCUUGCAGGCUUGCCAGAUCCUUGCUUUCGAUGGAGAGACGGCGGUACAGCUGGGCGCUACUCUCAAGAGCUUGCUCAAACUUCAGCUUCAACGCUGCACUGUUUGUGUACGCGAGUACCAUCGUGGACGACAGGAGUUGAAGCAUGACCUCGAAGCGCAGUAUGACGCGAAUGUCGUGGCUUCUUUCAUGCAAGUGUUCGAUCAGAUGAAUACUGAGCGUAUUGCUGCCGGCCUCGAUAGCGCUACCCACACCCUUCUCGAUCUUGCUCCCCAGGAACGCUCCAUUGCCAGUCUGCCUCAGGAAGAGAUGUACGCUCUUUUCGAGUCGAUGCAUUGCACGGCCUUCCUGAAGGACGAGUCUCUACUUCAACAACACUUCGACAAGCCCUUCCGCCUCGUCCAGACAAGAAAAAAGAUCACCUUGCCUGAAUACACACCAGCCCUGACAUCUUUUCUGUUCAGCCAAAACAAGGAAAGAUCUGCCUGGGCGCUCAGAGGCUGGACCAAGUUCAAGCGACCGAUCACUGGAAUUGAGUUCGACUGGACAGUCCGCGAUGCUUUGAACGCUGCUAUGGGCCGAGUCGUCCCCGUCAAUAUCGACCGCGAAUUCUUGCCCAUCUUUUGGGAAGGCGCCAAGGUCAUUAUCGAGAAGCUCGACAAAACACUCAUCACACAUCACCUUCGGGCCCUAGACAUGGACAUCUACAAGCUGGCCCUCGAUCAUUUCCAACUUCUGUUCGAUGGCUACGGAAACAUUGUCAGCAGUUUCACUUCUCUCCUGAAGAAGUCACCAGGAGACGUCUGGGAGGCUCUAGCUGCUGUCCCUCCACAGGCUGUUGUAGAACAGAUUCUCAACAGCCCUUCCAUUGAAAGCCCCAUGAUGACCACCGAAGAAGACAAGCCGUUACAGCUCGAGACCCUUCUGGAAUGGAUUGAUCCUUUUGUACAGUCCAUCAAGCCUGCGAACCUGGCUCCUGCAUGCCGUGCCGUACUGCAGCAACUCAUGUCGAGACUACAAUCAGAAAAGUACUCGCGUUAUGCGCAGACAGUCUGUUGGCGUAAAGGGUUACAGGUUAUGAACACUACAAUGGAGAUCAUGAAUCAGACCAGUGCAGGCAGUGCUACUGUGGCAGACUUACUUGAGCUUGUUCGUGUGCAUGUUAUGACGAUCCUGGAGAACCUGCACAGUUUCAAGGACUCUCCAGCACACUCGCGCGAAACAGAGCUUGGGCUCGACGUUGUUCGAAAUGCUCUAUCGCUCGACUGCCAUUCUCUGGCAUCCAUACGUGAUGCAAUAUUGCAACAAAAAUCUCUCGGGUUCGAUCUCAAUGUCUCAUCACUAGCCAUUUGGAAAGCAGCAGUGAGAAGCAUCAAACCCGGCGAUAUAUCCCUUGCAUCGGCCAUAUUGAUUGGCACAAGCCGUCUUAUACUUUUAGAACCGCUUGCUCCUAAAGAGUCUGCCAACGCUCCAAAGCAUGCCGAGAGCUGGAACAAUGGCUUUGAGCGCGCCUCGACUUACAUUACUGAGCUCUUUGAGAGAUUACAGGACUUCGAUCCCAAAGAACUUCAAAGCUUGAUGAUCAGCCCCGGUGCGUCUCAAAGUCUCUUCUAUGCGGUGUUCUCUGGCCAUGCUGAGAUCCAGCAAUCUGCGGCAACAGUCAUCAAGAGCAUGGGCUCUCAGGACUCUCGUAGAGAAGCCGUAAAAUACCUGAUGGAGAACUUCUUUGUGGUGACGCUCCGAUCCAUCGCCUCGACUCUCCGCGGAGUGGCUCGAAGCCACAUGUUCUCGCCAUGCAGGACUGUACUCAAAUUGGGCAGAGAUGUUCUUGACUGCCUCUGCAGCACUCAAGAUGGUAUUCUACGAUCCCGCAAGCUCAACAUGGAGGAAGUUCAGGCCACUGAGAACACAUGGCAAGCUUUGUGGAGCGUCAUAGGGUGCAUGUUCAGGUAUACUGAGCAAUGGAGUCUUGCUGGGCAUGACAAGAACAUGAUGAUCGAAUUCUGCCGAGACGCUAUGGAUUUUGCAGACUACGCUUUCAACCAAUACAGCGUCAUCGCAGGAGCAUUGCGGGACGCGAAUUCUGCAUCCGGCGACAACAAAACUUCCCAAGAGGUCGAACAAGGACUACUCCAGAUGCCCAGAGAUGCAUCUGGCCAUGUUACAAAGUGGCUGCGCCUUAGAGACGAGUAUCUGAUCAGCAAGGCCGUGAGCAUUACUUGCGAGAUCAUGAAGCGUCUUGAGUCGGUCGACCUGCGACUGCCCGAGGAUUCUACAAUCUAUGUCGAUGAUGUUCUUAAUGGGACCGUCAAGACCAGACUCAGCAUGUCUCAAAAAGCCGAAUUGCGUCGGGCACUAGAAACUCACAUUGGUGUCGGAUCCGAGAUCGAAGAGCAGAGUGCGGCCGAGAUAUCCAAGCCCCAGAGGCAAGGCUCUCUUGCGUCCUGGAUUACGUCUGGAUCAGGCACGACAGACACAUCUUCAGCAAGUAAGCCUAAGAGAACCUUGGAUAUGGAAACUUGGAGAGCUGCCGCCAACGAGUCAGCUCUUAAGAAAGCUAUCUCGAGCGCCUCGCCAACCGCAGAGAUGCUCAAAGCACGUGGUGACUUCGCUAAGAAGUCUGUUCUGCCGACCAGAACUCCAAUUGCACAGCAAGAUCCCAACAACUUCAGGCUCAAACGCCAGCAAGAACAGGAAGCCAAACGCAAGAGAGAUCUUGCGGCUAUUGCUGCUGCUAAGAGAGAGGGAGGCUCAGGUUUACAAGGCAUCGGCCUGGAAGGGAAGGACCACUCGACCAAAGGUCAAGGUGUUAUGGUCUCCUCGGAUGAGAGCAGCGAUGAUGAAGACGAUCAGUUGGACGCAGAACUUUUCGGUGUUAAGCCAACCAAGAAGCGAGCUAAUACCGCGAAGAGCGAUGCUGCUGGCGCCAUUGGUUUAAAACGCGAACAGCGUAACCAACCUGUCAGAAUUGAGAGACGUGUCCGUUCUGCCAAGGAUAUGCGAGCUCGACUUGCUCCAGACCUUGCACCCCUACACAAGACGAUUUUGGGCUGGGACUUUUUCUACGAAGGCGACUACCCACCAAAUUCGAAAGAUUGGCAGUUCCAGAAAGUUGCCAACUCGUUCCGCCAUGUUGCCGAUUAUCAGGAGACGUUCCGUCCGCUCCUUAUUCUCGAAGCUUGGCAAGGCUUUGUCAAAUCAAGGGAAGAGAGUUCUUUCAAGCCUUACGAGAUCAAGGUCGUAAACAGAUCCAGUGUUGACGCUUUCAUUGAGAUCAGCAGUUCUGUCACUCAUGCUGAGAACAAGGAGAUCCAGAUCUCGGAGAGUGACAUCAUACUGUUCUCGAUGUCCAACAAUCCCACUGCAGAUGCUGAGGCAGAUCACUGUUUUGCUCAGGUUUACCGCACGCGCCGUCAGAAGCAACAUAUCGAAGUCACGUAUCGUGUGAUGCCGGGAAGCAACAACAGCAUGAUGUCUCAUCUCGUACCUGGCAGUCUCAUACACGGUACCAAGGUCCAGUCGAUCACGCCUUUGGAACGCGAAUACGGUGCCUUGCUCGGUCUGCAAUACUAUGACUUGUGUGACGAGAUCACCAAAGCUAGACCUUCGCCCUUACUGGACUAUACUGACAAGCAGUUGGCACCCAUCGUCAACAACUACACACUCAAUAAAGCACAAGCCAAGGCUGUUCAGUCUGCUGUCCAAAAUGAUGCCUUCACUCUCAUUCAGGGCCCUCCGGGUUCCGGCAAGACCAAAACGAUCGUCGCGAUCGUGGGUGCCUUGCUUAGUGACAGUCUUUCCGACAAGCAACUGGGUAGCAAGAUCGAGGUUCCCAGGGGUGGUGGUACCUUCCCAACGAACACGACUGCGUCAAAGAAGCUCUUAGUGUGUGCGCCCAGUAACGCAGCCGUAGACGAACUUGUGAUGAGAUUCAAAGAAGGCAUCAAGACGCUCAAAGGAGUCCACCGAAAGGUGAAUGUCGUUCGUGUCGGUCGUAGCGAUGCCGUCAACAGUUCUGUUGUCGAUGUGACGAUGGAAGAGCUUGUCAAUAAACGCUUGGGAUCUACCAACAACGAUAAACAGGCAAGGGAACAAACUCAACAACUCAUGAAAGAGCAUCAGAAUGUGUCUGAACAGGUUCGGUUGACUCGUGCAAAACUGGACAGUGGGGAGGUCAAGGGCAAAGAGCUCUCGCAACUCCAAGAUCAGUUCAAUGCUCUCCGAAACCGCAAGACCAAGUUGGGGACGCAGAUCGACAACGCCAAAGACAACGAGAACUCGGCUGGUCGAGCGGCAGAACUCAACCGCAAGAGGGUACAACAGUCUAUUUUGGAUGAUGCUCACAUCAUUUGCGCUACUCUGAGUGGUAGUGGCCACGACAUGUUUCAGAGUUUGAACAUCGAGUUCGAGACUGUCGUGGUUGAUGAAGCCGCCCAAUGCGUUGAGAUGAGUGCCUUGAUUCCCUUGAAAUACGGAUGUGCCAAGUGCAUUCUUGUUGGAGACCCUAGGCAGUUGCCUCCAACGGUCUUUUCGAAAGCUGCCUCUGCCAACAAGUAUGAGCAGAGUUUGUUCGUCCGAAUGCAAAACAAUCACCCGGAAGCGGUGCACCUGCUGGAUACUCAAUAUCGUAUGCACCCCGACAUCAGUGCCUUCCCUAGUGCAGCCUUCUACGAAGGACGUUUGUUGGAUGGAGAUAAUAUGGCAGGUCUUCGGAAACAGCCUUGGCACGCCAGUGAUUUACUUGCGCCAUAUCGAUUCUUUGACGUCCAAGGUCAGCACCAAGCCGCACCUAAGGGACACUCUCUCAUCAACUUGGCGGAGAUUGAAAUCGCCAUGCUUCUCUAUGAGAGGCUCAUCAGUGACUACCGUGAUCAUGAUUUCAAGAACAAGAUUGGCAUUAUCACGCCUUACAAGUCACAACUAAGGGAAUUGAAGCAACGCUUUUCAGGUCGCUACGGUCUUGAUAUUACGGAAAGCAUCGAGUUCAAUACCACGGAUGCGUUCCAGGGUCGUGAGAGCGAGAUCAUCAUCUUCUCUUGCGUUCGUGCAUCCGCUACAGGCAGUGUCGGAUUCCUGUCCGAUGUUCGUCGCUUGAACGUUGGUAUCACUCGCGCAAAGUCAAGUCUAUGGAUCCUUGGUAAUUCAGACAGUUUGAUGAGGGGUGAGGUCUGGAAGACGCUACUGGAUGAUGCUCGGGAUCGCAAUUGUUACAUUACAGGCAACCUUCACGGGAUGCUUAAAGCACACUCUUCAAAGUUCCCCGCCAAGAAAACUCCUCUGAUCAAGCACUCAAAGGUGUCUGCCUCGAACGGCAGCGGAGGCGCCAAGCAGAAUGGCAGUACUGGAAUCACUACCAACAAAGUCCAAGGUAACAGUACCAACUCCAAAAAGGAAGCCGAUGGUCAGAAGAUUCAAAAAGAAGCCGAUGUUCAAGCAAUGGAAGGCGUGCGCGUCAAGUUGGAGGAUAAGCUUGCCAGUAUGCGCACGAAGAAGGGUGAGGAAGAUGUGGACAUGGUCGAUGCAGAAUCCGCCCGGAGUGGCGCUUCCACGCCAACAGUGAACAACGAACCUGUUUCUGCUCCAGCAUCCGUCGCAUCGGGACCGGCUGCCAAGCCAAAAACAUAUCUACUACCAACCACGACCACACCUCAGAUCAUUCGCAAGAGGAAGAAGCCUGCGGACCCCUUUAUGCCUCAGCCUACCAGAAAGCCGAGGAAGGAUUGA